CGUACCUCAGCGGAGACACGGGGGCCGGGGGACAUCCAGUCGCUGCCCCAGGACAUGUGCUGACGCGUGGUAGAGCAGGCCCAGGCCAACCAGGCCCUCGAUGAAGCAGGACAGGCUGCCCCCGUGGAGGGGACAGGCCCCCAGAGGUGCUGGACGCUGCUCCCGUUUUAGGACAACGAUGGAGUGGAGGACCUCUGCUGGGAACGCAGGGUCUGCGUCCUGCCCCAUCUGUGACUGCCAAGGGGGUCCGGUUGGUGACCGGGGUGGGAAGGGGUGUGUCGCCAACAGCGACUCUGAUGUCCCUGUAUUUUCAAGUGACCUCUCGGGAGCCAGAGUUACUGACGGGACUAAAUGAGGAACCUUUGCUGCAGCGCUACUGUUUAGAUUGGCCCCUAAUGUUCCACUCCUGUCCCGGGAUGGGCUCGGUCACGUCCACGCCGCCAGGGGCUGGACAUGAAGCCACGGGCCCACCGGUCCUCCAAGCAGUGCUGACCAGGCCGAGAUGGGCUGGGCCGAACCCCCGUGAUGGGCAGGAACUCUUACCCAGGCCCGAGGUGCCUUGGGAGCAGGGAGGUCCCAAAAGAAUGUGCUGGGCCUGCCUUCAAGUCUGGCCGGACAGGCAGACUUGAAGUCUGGACAGAAGGACCUCGCCUCCCCACGGGAGCUCGCCUGCCGUCCACUCUCAGUGACUUCGGGGUGCAGAGGUCGGGACUGUCACCCUGCAGGGGACACUAAGAGGCCUCAUAGGACCAGUGGGGACAAGGCAUCCGGGCCACUGGGAAAGCAGGGGCAUGAGAACCGGGUCCUGAGGGAUGGAUAGGAGCUCGUCAGGAGCGUGGCUGUGCCGGGCCGGAAGGCUCAGUGCGGGGAAAGUGUAGAGCUGGAACAGAGCCCAGUACGGCCAGAGUUUGAGGGGAGUGGAAAACGGCAGGGCAGAGAGGCUGGCGGGCGGGUGCAAGGUGCAGCGUGGAGAGGCGCUCAGGGGCGCACCCGGCGGCCAGGGCCCUUCCACAGGUGCUGCUGUGAGCCCUGGGAAAGCAGGGAAGAGACGGUCUCCCCGCGCAGAGGCUGUGUGCCACUGGGGGCCACGCAAAGCCACACUCCGCGUGCUCUGUGCUGCACCCGGGCCUCUGGCAAGGAUGAGAAGUGCACAGCGGGAGGCACCCCGGGGACGUGCUGGGGGCGGCGCCUGGGAGCUGUGUGCUCAGGCAGGGACCCCAGCAGAGGACACGAGACGCCCCGCGCGCAGGCUGCUCAGGCCCUGGGGUGGGAAUGAGCUGGGACCAGUCGAGGGCCAGUGCACCGGAGCCUGGCUGCCCAGCGAGCCCAGGGCACAUCCCCCUCUGGCCGGGGCUCAGCACAGCCCGACCCCCUCAGAUGCUCGGCGCCGCCCCAGAUUCAGCGGUCAUGUGUUUUCGGCUGUGGCCAUCCCGCAGCCGUGCCAGCCCUGCCACCUCAGAGCUCAGUGGGUUCAGGUCUGGGUUUGUUUGCGGAGCCUCGUCCACCACGUCAGGGUCAAACCCACGGUGGUCUGAGGCUGGAAAGUUCUCGCUCCAUGCUGGCCGUUCUCAAAGUGGCUCCCAGGGCCAGUAGCUACGGCCACUCAGGGGACUUGCUGCAAAUGCAGGUCUUGGGUCCCUGAGACGUCCGAGCUGGGGCUUCUGGUGGGGUCACCUCACUGGGCGCCCAGGUCCUCUGGCAUCUGAGGAUAAUGGGAGCAGCUGCAUUCUGCGUGGGUUCACUGCGUACGAGUGAAUUCGGGGUUCUACGGAAAAUUCUGCGGUUACAUUCACUCCCCUUCGCUCCUUGAAAGGAGUAAUUGUCCGUCCGGGAUCCACUCCCAGGCAGUAGACGGGCGCCCGGCUCACCCAAGGGGCUCACCCGUCAGGGGGUGAGGCCAGCAGGGGCCCCAUUGCUGUCCUCCCAUCACGGAAGCGCUCCUAACGGCUCUUAAAAGAAGUUUGUGUGCAGCUUCCAGAAACAGAGCUCUCUCUCCUGCGAAGUACAGAAAGAAAAGUAUGUUCGCACGUUCCCUUCCAGCCUGCUUUCGGUCUGUGUCUCCGCCAGCUGCGUCCUGAGCACUUUCCUGCUGUAGAUUGCCUUCCCUCAAACUCAGACGUGACGUUUCUUGAGGCCCCUGCCCCGUGUCAGGCACUUAGGAUGUGUCCCGUUUUCAGUGUCACACGCAGCACACUAAUCUUUGCUCUGCGACCUGAUCGUCUCUUUGGUAUGAACAGCAAGCCGUGCUGGUGGCUGGGCUGCAAUUCUGGGCACGUCUUUGCCAAAAUACCGUCUGGAGAGGUGGAAGCCCCAGCUGGGAGGAGGCUCCGGCUUUGCCAGUGCUGGGCAGACGCGCCCUCAGGGGACAGCCUCUCGGCCUGGACCCGCUGGGCUGGGGCGAAGGGGUCUGGGGACAGGGCCGUGGAGGGUGAGGGCUCAGGCCCCUCAGCCUCGGGGUUUCCCUGAGAGCAUUCCCGAGGGGGCUCAGCAGGGCAGGUCCCGGCCGGUGCCCCCAGCCCUCUUCCCCUCUGCUGGGCAGUGAAGCCCGCGCCCUCCUGCUCCGGGGGCCGCGCCCCAGCUCCCGCCCCACAGCUGAGUCUCCCGCUGCCUGACCCGCCCAGGGCCUGGGUGGGGACGGCGCCCUUGGGACUGAAUCAGAAUAUAAUGCAGUACAGUUAGAGGAAAGCAGAGAACACACAGAGAAGGUGAAGCCUUUAUGCUUUUCUCCUAACUUAUGCAAGAAAAACAUGCCCACUACAAAAAAAAAAAAUGUAAAUACCUUACACUCUCCAAAGCCCUGCAGAGGGUACAGUUCAGAAAACAUGGCCAGUUAACAGAAAAGGAAAUAGUGACCCAAAGUUCUAGGCGGUGGGCAACCCUGACUCUCCGAGGCUGCCCCAGGGAUACCCCAGAACCCAAGCCGCUUGGCGCCCAGGCUUCUGUUCCUGGACUUCUUGGGCUGUUUCAAAUGGGAUUGUCCCAUAAGAAAUGUUCCAAGGAGCCGCCUUGGAAAAACGAUGAUAAAAUCGGUGACGAUUCCUUCUUUUCCCUACAGCCCCAGGAGCGGCAGGAUUUGCAGCAAGAAGACGCCCAUCGAUGUCCAAGCCCUAAAGAAGAAGGUCAGCAGGGUGACGUGCGGCCCCGCGGCCCGAGCCAUCCUCAGCAGUUUGCUGCUCUACAUCACCGAGCGCGAGGACGGGCCCCAGGGGCCUCCUCCCGCCAGGAGGGCAGAAGGCGGGCUGAGCAAGACCGGCCCGGCGCCGGAGCCCCAGGACGCCCCGCGGCGACCCACACGCUUCCAGCUCCUCAAGGCCAAGUUCAUGGGCACCGGCCGGGAGCCGCGCCUCAAGAGGACCCGGGAGGUGGGGCGGCUGAUCUUCAAGGACAGGCAGGGCCCCGGCAGGAGCCUGGUGACGGCCACUAUCCACAAGCUCCUGGAGAAGACCAGGGAGGGGGCCGGCCGCCCCGCACGGGGCCGGGAGCCGCUGGGUCGCGAGAGGCCCCGGGGGCUCCCCGCCGGGAGGAGCUCCGUGAAGAGCAUCCUGAAGGUGUUCUUGGCCGCGGAGGAGAAGGAGGCCGCGGAGGAGAAGGAGGCCGCGGAGAAGCCUCCCGCGGAGCCGCCCAAAGCCGCCAGGGGCCCCCCGCCGAAGGCGGGCGGCAGGCGGAGCGCCGCGCUGGCCAAGCUGCGGGAGACGUUUGAGCGGAGCGGCUGCCGCUGUGCGGAGACCGGCCUCCUGCCGCUGCGCGCGCGCGAGCACAGGACGAAGCGCCUGCCGCGGGGCCCGCUGCACCGGCCCGAGCGCCGCGUGCUCCGCUUGGCCACCUUGGCCAGCACCUGCAUCCGGGCGCCCCCCGCCCGCUUCCUGGCCGGCUCGGCCGAGCCCCUGCUGCCCUUCAGCAUCGCCACCGUCGUCUGCGGCCCCCGCAGCUGGAUGUCCCACGGCGCCAGAGUCACCCACGCGGAUCUGCGCCAAGCGCCCAGAGCAGAAACGGGCACGGCCCCCCGCGCGCGAGAGACGCCCGGUGGGAGCCAAGCGCCAGGGUGGGGGCAGCCCCGGCAGCCCUCCGCGCCCCGGGCGACCGCCCCCAGGGACGGCCCGGAAACACUGCUCCCAGGUGCGGGGCCCGAGUGUGUCCCCAGGGCAGCCCCCUCUCCCGCCUCCCCCUGGGGUGAAGUCCUUCCUGGCUGCGAGCCCGAGCUGAGCCCACGGGGACCAGCCAGCCCCGGGGGCACGGCGGCAUUGGGAGGCGACAGGACGGGGGCUGCCCAGGGGAAGAGGGGAGCAAGGCUGGGCCCCCCGCCGGGGCUCGUGGGGGGCAGAGCAGGGGCUGCCCCCGAAGUCACCCUGACCGUCUGCAGUUCAGAGGAUGAAACGGAAAGAAUGACUGCAGACUCGGAGCCAGACCCCCUCUUCGCUGUCCAGGAGAAUUGCCCAGAAGAGAGAGCGCCAGGACAAUUCCCUCCACUCGCGGCGCACGCAGCCCAGGCCGCGCAGCGCACACAGCCAGCCAUGGAGCCUCCACAGGUCGCGGCCAGACUGCCGGCUGUCCACACAGUGCCGCCCCCUCCUGCCACCCUGCAGAGGGCAGCAGGCCCUGAAGACCAAGGCUGGCGUCUUCUGGGAGGAGAGGGUGUGACUGGAAAUACAGGAGCUUCACCUCCCACUACGGCCGAGGGUGGAAGCAGGGGCGCCCCGUUGAGGGCAGGACGGAGCCCGCCCGCCCUGCCACAGCAGGGCCCAGGGGCACAGCCAACGCUCACAGCGCCUCCGCGGGAUGCUGCCUGCCAUGGUCCAGACGUCCCCGAGGCAGUUCCCACGACGAAACCGCAGAAAAGUUCCCCUGGAGGAAAGGAAACCAGACGCAGCCCUGGGACUUCACACAGGCUCCCCAAGCACCAGGACACUUGGGGAGAGGACGCUUCCCAGCUAAGUUCUAAGACGCCUCUGCUGCCGGGACGGGAGGAAAGGCCUGUUGAUGACGCCAGCACCUCAUCACAUCGGUCCGCGGCCUCGGAAAACCGAUGGAGGGGACUCGCCGGCUGUGCCCCUGGCGGUCAGCAAGUGCUGGCGCCCAGGGUUCCCAGGAGGAGCGAGGUGAGUGUCUCCAUGAGGCCAGAAGCACCGGCCCAGGACGGGAGGAGGCCUGAGAAUCUGCCCUCGGUGGACAAGAGCCCCCCUCGUGAGCAGGAAGGACACAGGGGGCCCCCGUCGUCCCCGGAGCCAGCCCGGCCCCCGCUGACGGCUGAAGGGAGCGCCAGCCGUGAUCCUGGUGAGAACAGAGCGAGCUCCUUAACUGAACGAACACAGCCGAGGAGUGUCAACGCCCCCGGGCGGGUGACGGCUGCAGGGGCCUCCAAAAGCCCCCCAGCCCUGGUGCCAGGUGACGCCCUGAGCCCCGGAAACAGGGCGGCCAAGGAGCAGGAGGAAAGGGGCGCCGCCCGGCCCGCAGGCCCAGGUCUCGCGGCCGAGGAGCCUGAUCGCCAGGCCGGGGGCGGCAGCGCGUGCAGAGCCUCGGGGUCCCCACCCGCCCCGCCCCGGGAGGCCGCCGGCACCCACACCCUGCCUGUCGAGCCCCGCGUGGCGGCUCCAGGUGAACUGGCCGCAGGCGAAAGGAAGGUGGCAGCUGGGGGCAGAAUCUCGGGCGCUGUGUGGCAGAGCCCUCGGGGGGGCAGCCCAAAGCCCCCGACUCCAGCCCCAGAUCUCCCGGUGCCACAGGGGAGCCACGUGGCGGGGACUCCAAGCCGCGCUUUGGGCACUGGGCCACCGCCUUCUGGGAACCAGCAGGCCAAGGGCGGGACGUGCGUCUUACCCGGGGAACAGCUUCCUCCCAGUGCUGGGCCUUCCCGCCAACCUCCCCCCACGUCCACAGCGGCGGAUGGGCCAAGGGAGGACCGGGUGGCCCAGAAGCGCCUCGACCUCCAGGCCCCCAGGGAAGUCGCGGGCGGGGAGAGGGCCAGCCUGGGCGGAAGAAGUCACCGUGGGCAAGAGGAGGGGCCCCCGGGGGCUGCGAGGCUGGCCGGUCCUGGAAGGAAGGGAGAAGGCCUUCGGGGCGAGAAGGCCCACUCGAGUGGGGCCGAAGAGGCUGUGGACGGCGACCCGGCGGCCCCGGUGGAAGCUCCCGGCUGGCGCACUGGGAAGAGCCCAGAGUGGCCGCAGAGGCAGCAGGCGAGGCACACAGAGGGCCCUCCUCGGGGACAUGGGGCCCCGGCUGCAAAGACCCCAGCUCCUCCCCACCCAGGGAGCCCGGCACACCCUGCCCAGGCCCAGGCUGGCAGGCCGGCCCCCCCUGACUCAGCUCAGCCUGAGAGCAAGGCAGCAGAGGUGGCGCCCCCCGCAGGCAAAAAUGAGGCGUCCCGGAGACCAGCAGCCUCCAGGGGUGGUCAGGGAGCUCGCGGAGAGCCAUGCGGGCAGGGCGAGAGCCCGACGGCCCCCGGCCCCCGGCCAGCACCAGGCUCUGCAGUGCCCUCGGCCGCGCUAGGGGGCUGCCACACGGCCCGCGCCCCCGCCCCAGGGGGGCCCCCGGACACCCCCGGGGCGGGGAGGGGCACACAGGGACGCGGACGCGGCGGCAGGGGCGUGCACCUGUCCAAGUACAGAGCCCAGAGCUUCAGCGACCAGAGGUCCUUCGAGCUGUCCUUUAGACCAGCCAUCCUCAGGGCCAACGACACGUUCGCGCUUCCAAAGUGAGGCCCUCACGGGAGCCAGCGGCCCGAGGCCUCACUCCCUUUCCUUCCUCCCGGUGACCCUCGGCUCUGAGCGCCGGCGCCCAGUCUGCGGAGUCGUGUCCUCUGUCGUGAGUGGCCCUGGGAGGAUGGGAGCCCUGCGGCCAGUACACUCCGCCCACACCUGGUGUCUUCACGGGCGUCAGGCUCACGCCCGUCUCUGCACAGGAAGUUCUGACCUUCAGUGCUGGACUUGCCGUGCAUCUGUCCCGUCCCCUCCUGGGGCGUGGCCUUGGGUUUUGAGGGCACUCUGCCUCUUGCGGGGUCACCAGCAGGUGCCGACAUGACCCCUCCUGGCUCAGACACGGCCAGGGUGGUGAGUGGCCCCGACUGGCCCUGCCGGUCCUGGAAAGAGUCAGAGGGCUUCAGUUUGACAUGGCGACCACCGGGGGGCAGGGGGCUGCGUCCAUGACCCCACAGCCACCUGACAGUCAGGGAGCCACUGGGAUCCGGGUGUGGCCUCUCUGUUCACCCAAGCCUGGCCGGAGCCAGCGAACCAGGGGGAGUCGACUCCAGAGAACAGCGACCGUAGGAGCCGCGAAAAGGCUGUUUUCAGGUGCACGAUUCCCAGGACGGUUUCAUUCAGAAACUGGUGAGAAAAGUAACCCAGUCUCGUCUGACCCGCCAUCAUCACAGCAGCCUCCUCGGAGUCUGCAGGGCCUGCAAGGCCCUGGACGGGGCGCAGGUCGGUGACGGAGUGCACACUCCAGCCCCGCCGCCCUCC
Orcinus orca (killer whale) is the source of this 7448-nucleotide messenger RNA. Its product is annotated as basic proline-rich protein. The coding region runs from base 3018 to 6689 and encodes 1223 amino acids. The transcript has a single exon. The record is from RefSeq and is a predicted model, not a curated record. Lineage: Eukaryota; Metazoa; Chordata; Mammalia; Artiodactyla; Delphinidae.